GUCCGUCCCGGUGGUUCCCGGGGCGAUGCGGGCGGCGCUGCGCCUGGGGCUGCUGUUCGGGGCGGCCUCCCUGGGCCUCUACCUGCUGACCUGCCGCCUGCCCCUCGCCGACCACAGGUCACUCAGGUUUCCUUCGGACCUGGAGGAGCUUCGCGAGCUCUCCGAGUUCCUGUGGUACUACAAGAGAGAACAUCCCAGCUACGUGCUCCUCCUCUUCUGCAGCGCUUAUCUCUACAAACAAUGUUUCGCCAUCCCGGGCUCCAGCUUUCUGAACAUUUUAGCCGGAGCUUUGUUCGGGCCGUGGCUGGGACUCCUGCUGUGCUGCGUGCUGACCUCCGUGGGGGCUACCUGUUGCUUCCUGCUGUCCGGCGCUUUGGGGAAGCAGCUCGUCGUCUCCUACUUUCCCGAUAAAGUGGCCCUGCUGCAGAGGAAGGUGGAGGAAAAUCGAAACAGCUUAUUUUUCUUCUUGCUGUUUUUGAGACUCUUCCCCAUGACGCCAAACUGGUUCUUGAACUUCGCUUCUCCGAUCGUGAACGUCCCCGUCGUUCAAUUCUUCUUCUCCGUUCUUAUUGGAUUAAUCCCCUACAACUUCAUCUGCGUACAGACUGGCUCCAUCCUCUCCACCAUCACCUCCCUGGAUGAUAUUUUCUCCUGGGGGACGGUGUUGAAGCUGCUGGCCAUUGCCGUGGCGGCAUUGAUCCCGGGAACCGUCAUCAAAAAAUUCAGCCAGAAACGUCUGAACUUGGAUAACCCGGACAGCACUCGACCGCUAAACUGCAAACGAGUGACCUGACCGGGCUCCUGAAUUGAUCGCAGCCCUUCCGCUCCUGUUGCUCAUUCGUGCUAAGGAUUUGGUGCUCUCAAACCCAGACAGCCUCUAAUCACUAAAAGAACCGGGAUCGGGAAAGACCCUUCUGUCUUCAGCUCCUAGCGGGAAGGACCGACUGGAUUUUCCAAAGGGAACGAAAGACGGAUCAUUCAAAGCCGCCGUGCUUUUAGCGUCGUCAUCCAUCUGUAAAAAGCGAUAGGGCCUCCUGUGACCGUUAAUUGCGCCGAUCCCUUCCCGGACCUCGCUGAUUCAGUCCAGCCUUUCGAUGUUUCCCGAAAAAGCCACGGAGUCUUUAUAGUGAGGAGGGGGGAGACCUGGUGUUUCCCGCGCCUCCGGGCAGGCGGUGGUUGAACCUCUAGAGCACUUCAUUCCCACCCGCCGAGACUCCCCGUAAAAUCUUAGGAGAAUGUUACGGUGCCAGUGGAAACGUCGGUGUAUCCGUAUCCCAGACAGAUCGCGCUUCCGUCUCUCUUUUCCAGUGGAGCGUUUUCUAAGUUGUGUCGACGACCUGCCUCCGCGUAUCAAAGGAGAGUCUCGUUCCGUGCGUUGGUGGAGCUCGGUGAACCACCAACCUGGGUGGGCGAUGCAUCCGUCUCUGGGUAUUUUGACCCGACGGAGCGCAAAAACCCUAACUUAGUUGAAAUCUCGACUCGUCAGCUCCUGCCUGGUACGUCAGGAUGCCGGGGGAUGGAAACCGGUGAUCAGAGUGUGGUCUGGGGAAUGGUGGGGUGAGGAUGAAAAGGCUUCGACUUGCCUAAAUUCAAGUGACCAUUGGGGCAUUUUCUAAAACAAAAACCUUAUCUGGUUUCUCUCUCUCCCUGUCUCCUGAAGCCCUGCUAAAUCGCCUACAUCCUCCACUCCUAGGAUGUGGUCAUCCCAGCGGACGGGAAUGGGUUGGGAGUUGGUCAGUCAAUACAGUCCUUGAAUUUUCCAGCUCUUAGGGGAAACACUGAGGGGAGUUCUCUAUUUCUUUUCCUCCCUUCGGUGGGGAAUCAGUUUUAGUCACUGUCUGCUGUUGAAUUUAGGAUCGUUCUGGCUCGAGGCAAGGACGAGCUAGAGCCGAUGAGUGUUUUUCCAUCAAAAGUGGAAUCCUGCUGACCACGGGAAGAAAGAGAAACCUCUGUAAUUAACCGUAGCCACAAGUGGGAUCCUGAAGGAGGGGAGAAUCGAGGGGUUUAUCUCCGUGAAAAUUGCAUCCCCGGGACUUCGGCUGCUUGACCUAAUUAAGACUUUCCAAUCAGAGUAAAAUGUCUGUCUGGAAUGAUCACGAUCAAUUACGACAAAUGUACCGAAGACUCUCAGAACCGUGGUUUUUGGAAACGGUAUGACCUUUCAAGGGUAGCCAACAUCUGCGUCUGGAGCUCGUUUUUCCACGGGCGUCUUUGGUGACCUUGUCUCCUCCGGCCGUCGCCUGAACUUUGGAAAUAAACUGCCGUUCCUGUUUUGGAAUCGAGGGCAGAGAAAGAGGCCGGAACUUGGCAGUCUCAAUUGUGCCCUCCCGUCGCUGAGACAAAGUGCCUUACCGACCCUGCAUAGAUUCAGCAGAGUACCUUGUUUACAUACGAAGCACCUCAUUUCUCAAUAAAGGAGUCCAAAAUUUG
Molecule: messenger RNA, 2430 nt
Organism: Ornithorhynchus anatinus (platypus)
Lineage: Eukaryota; Metazoa; Chordata; Mammalia; Monotremata; Ornithorhynchidae
Gene: TMEM41A
Product: transmembrane protein 41A
Exons: 5
Coding region: 26-793 (255 amino acids)
Source: RefSeq, a predicted model, not a curated record